UCAGCACGUCAGCAGACUCUGUAAGAUGGCAUCUAAAACAGAAGUAAAAGCUGCAUGGACAGAGAAACCCUCAUGUACUGAGGAGAAAAUAGGUAGUUUGUGGACUGAUUUUACCCAGAACACAGGCUUCCACGGAGUGAAUAAACUCACCCCCGGACGUCACUACAAGAUUAGAUGCUUUUCAUGGACUGUCGCAGUUUUGGCGAUGACAGCAUACAUGACCUACAACAUCACAAAGGAGAUGAUGAAUUACUACAGAUACCCAGUGAUGACUAACACGAAGGUGGAAGUCCUCGAGGAGCUGCCUUUUCCUGCCGUCACCUUCUGCAAUCUGAGUCCGUUUAAUCUAACCAAGAUUAAAGCAGUCGAUCCCUAUCUGGAGGAGUAUUUAACUAAAGUCAGCAUGUUAGGAUCAUUGACGGGAAAUCUAAAUUGGAGCGAUCCUGGCUACGGGUCAACAUUUCGGAAGAAUCACAAACACGACUGGUGGGAAAAUGUAUUUCCAUGACUCUAAACAGAAUGUUUUAUUUGUGUUUGAUGAAUGGUGUUGAACAUCACCCCUGCACAGCUGCAAUGAAACCUAUUUUCACUAACAUGGGUCUCUGUGCCACCUUUAAUUGGAAUGCUUCUGAUGUUGCUAAAGUUCGAAUCACUGGAUCAGACAACAAUCUCAUCAUGUAUGCCAAUAUUGAUCAGGCCAACUAUGUUCUUGGGUCCCAACUGGCUGCUGGGAUGAAGGUAAUAUUACACGACCCUCGUGUCCAUCCAGAUAUUGCGACAUCGUCCUUCCUGGCAGCUCCAGGGACAUCAACAUACGCUUCUGUCCACAGAUCAACGUUCGAGUACCUGCCACCACCCUAUCAGGCCUUCAAGAAUCGGACAUGCUUGGAUACUUUAUCACCCUCAUUUAAGAACACGCUGCAAUAUUUCGACACCUACACAUAUGAAAACUGUCUGCAGGAAUGCAUUACAGGGAUAACACGCAACCGUUGUGGUUGCAUAAAGGCAUCAGAUAACGCAACUUUUGGACCAAUUUGUUCCAUUUAUAUCUUCACAACCUGCUACGGUCCAACAUAUCAACAAUUUAUGCAAAAUGCGACUAUUCAGAAAUCCUGCGGCUGUCAAGUGCCAUGUUCAUUCGAGACAUACGAUGUCAAACUAUCCACAUCGAGGUACCCGUCCAAUGUGUCAGUGGCGCUCAUUCUGAAGCUUGGAUAUGCACCAGAUGAGGCAUUUAUCAGGGAAAACUAUCUUGAAAUAAGGUUGUUCUAUAACAACCUGAUCGUUCAGUCGACAUCUCAAACUCCACAGUAUACAACUGAGACCAUAAUAGGUAACCUGGGAGGUCAGAUGGGCAUCUGUCUCGGGGCCAGUAUCCUGACACUCACAGAACUCGGAGAGUUCCUCCUCAUUCUCAUUCUCACAAUCUUCAGGAGAUGGAAAUAUGGCGGCGAAGUCAAGCAUAUCAAACCUAUUCAUCACUGAAGUAAACUUGUCUACAGCCAAUUACGCACAAUUUUAAGUAGUUGAAUAUACUUUGAAAAGUAAAAUUAGAAGCAUAGGACAGUUAUUAUUUCCAGUACUUUAAGCGGAUCAAUUUAUAUUUCAAACAUCUUGAUAGGUCUUUAUACUUUUAUGCUAAUUGGUAGUCAAAGAUAAUAGUUGUACAUCACAAAAGGAGUGAUUUAACUGAAUUUGAAAGUUUGAAGUUGUUAUUAAAAUAAACAGAAAAAUAGUCACUCUCCUCAGAAAGCCUGUGAUUUGCCCAUGUGACUCCUAAUAAGUCCUUCGCAUCAUUCGGAUCGUCGUGUUCACAGUAUCAA
Haliotis rubra (blacklip abalone) is the source of this 1823-nucleotide messenger RNA. Its product is annotated as acid-sensing ion channel 1A-like. Gene Ontology annotation, biological process: sodium ion transport. Gene Ontology annotation, molecular function: sodium channel activity. The coding region runs from base 505 to 1485 and encodes 326 amino acids. Gene Ontology annotation, cellular component: membrane. The record is from RefSeq and is a predicted model, not a curated record. Lineage: Eukaryota; Metazoa; Mollusca; Gastropoda; Lepetellida; Haliotidae. The transcript is spliced from 8 exons.